Messenger RNA from Babjeviella inositovora NRRL Y-12698, 954 nucleotides. RefSeq lists its product as uncharacterized. Bases 1 to 954 code for a protein of 317 amino acids. The transcript has 3 exons. The record is from RefSeq and is a predicted model, not a curated record. Lineage: Eukaryota; Fungi; Ascomycota; Pichiomycetes; Serinales.
AUGAUCCCCUCACUCACGAAACUUGGGCUUAUCUUGGGCUUUCUCCUUGCCGUACAGGCCAGGCGAAGGAGCACGCCCGAUUCGUUUUUGGCAUACGGGCCCCUCUGUAUGAUGAUGGAUCCAGCUAACAACCAGGAUUCCGAGGAGUACACAGAGUGCCAUGCCAAAGCACGGCUUAGUUUUGACGCCUGCACCCCCUCUAAUGAAGCGUGUCGGUGUUACUACAUCGGCGUGGCCGCCAGCGAAUGUGUGAAGCUUUGCGACACCUACGACCAGGAUACGUUUGAGGCGUUGCGACAUUUGUGCUUGAACAAUCCUUACGUGCUCAAUAUCAACUCUGGGGCCGACAUCGGAGAUUUGUCUGUCGACCCUACACAUUUGGAGUCUGACCUUCUUGGAGACUCUCUGCACCGAGACGCGGCACAGCAGGGACUCGCGGAAGCAGCCGCCCAGGAUACCACCUUUUCCGAUGAAAACAUGCUAUAUGACAUUUCCGACUUGCAGUGGGAGCGAAACUCGCUUAACCCGGCGUCCAACAGCCACGAUGCCUUAAAGGACAAAGAGAAUUACCGUGUGUUGGCCGAGUACGGCGCUUUCGACGAAGCGGAUAUAGGUACCGAUUUGGCAGCAGUGGUGUCAGUGCAGACAUGGGGAGGGAUUGUACCGAAGGGCUCUGCAGAAGCCUCGCAGCUGCCUGCAAAUGCGGCACUCAAUGCCGAAAAACCUGCGACGAAUGGGGAAACUUUAGGCUCACCCCCUGUCAUGCCACACAACACGCAAGAAAAAUUAAGCUCUGAUACGGAGGUGAAAGAGGAAAAAAGCUCUGAUAAGAGCGCUGCCCAGCCCCAGACGCUGUUAUGCCUGAGUGAAUCAUCAGGGCACCGUCUCUCAGUGACGAUGAUUGCAAUAGCGGUGGCCAUAGGAUCUGCCGUGUGGACAACUGGCGGAGUAUAA